GCGGCAACCCCAGCGCUGCCAGCGCCUUCACCUGCGCCUCCCGGCGUUCCCAUCGGGCCAGAUGGCAAGCCCAAAAAGAUUUGCUGCACGUGCCCAGAUACAAAAAAGUUGCGAGAUGUGUGCAUUGCAGAACGAGAGGAGCAUCCAUACUGCCAGGCGCUCAUAGAGGCGCACAAGGCCUGCUUGCGGGUGGAGGGCUUCAAGGUG
Messenger RNA from Volvox carteri f. nagariensis, 207 nucleotides. RefSeq lists its product as uncharacterized. The transcript is spliced from 2 exons. NCBI's taxonomy places the organism in Eukaryota, Viridiplantae, Chlorophyta, Chlorophyceae, Chlamydomonadales, Volvocaceae. The record is from RefSeq and is a predicted model, not a curated record. The annotation marks the transcript as partial. Gene Ontology annotation, molecular function: copper ion binding; copper chaperone activity. Gene Ontology annotation, cellular component: mitochondrial intermembrane space.